Molecule: messenger RNA, 4665 nt
Organism: Seriola aureovittata
Lineage: Eukaryota; Metazoa; Chordata; Actinopteri; Carangiformes; Carangidae
Exons: 7
Coding region: 201-4550 (1449 amino acids)
Biological process (GO): cell migration; cell-cell adhesion
Cellular component (GO): adherens junction; catenin complex
Molecular function (GO): actin filament binding; beta-catenin binding
Source: RefSeq, a predicted model, not a curated record
UACUCACUCUUUAAACCUGAUGAGGUUAUGUUUCCUCGGUCAGGUGACACCAGUUGCUAUGAAACACUGUCAUCAAGCAUGAGCUCCUCUGUACAGUCCAAUGAAUUAUUAAUACAACUACCACUUUGAAUACAGCAGGAACACUACAACAAAUGGAGAUGCUCGCUUUCUUUUGACCAGAGAGAAUCACGCUGCUAACUAUGUGCUCUUUAUUUGAUCACGGGUUGAUUAGGACCGUUGCAGUGGAGCAGGUGGUCGCACCAAUUUCCAGUCAUUUGUGCCAUUUGGUGCUGCUGUGUGACAGUGCAGAGGAACCUGAGCAGUUCAGCCACCUGGAGGAAGCAGCUCAGGCUGUGGCUAGAGCUACUGAGAACAUGGCAGCAGUGGCCUCCAGGCAUAUAAAUGAGACAGAGGAUGAGGUUUUGCACAUGGAGAUGUCAUCACUGUUGGAGUCCGUCACUGUGUCUGGACAGCAUGUGCUGCUGGCAGCCCAGAAACUCAGCAUCCAGCCAAGUUUGGCUGAACACAGAGAGGAACUCAUCGCCGCUACACAAAACGUCUUUCUGAGAUUAGUCAAAGUUCUGUUAGUGGGCGAUGACGCUACUGUCAGGAGAGUUGUAGCUGCUGCUGAUCGGGUAUUGGAGUGCCUCUCGGAGCUUGGCUCCUCUUCAGACAUCAAGUCUCUGCUCCGAUCGUUCCAGGUGUUUUCUGAGGCUCUGUGUCUCCUCAACAGUCUGACAGUGGAGAGGGCAAACUCCUUACAGGAUCCCACACAAACGAAACAGCUUCUUGAUUCAUUGGAGACCCUGAGGAGGUGCAUCUCCAUGCUGCACACGGCCAUGUGCACAACCAUCAAACACCCUACUAACGAGCAGGCACAGGCAUCGAAGAGAUACAUCCUGGACAAGGUGCAGAGCACAGUGAGUGACAUUAUUAUAACCCUGAAUAGCGAAUGCCAUGGAGGCUCACUGGGUCCUUUUGGGUAUUACACAGAGAGGAGGGCCAGUCUGCUGCAAAUACUUACUAGUUCCUCCAACUCCUCAAUCCGAAACAGUGGCUUUGACAGCAUGGUAAGAGAUCUUGUGUUUCACUGUAUGGUUGUAGCAAACUCUUCUCGUCCAGAGUUUCAGCAAAGAGUGGUGGGUCAUUGUCGUCACAUCCUGCAGUUCUGGUCUGACAUAAAGAGGAUUUUAAAGUCCUCAGAGGAUCUUGAUGAGGAAAGCCUUGAGAACACCUUUACUUUAUUGAUGCAACAAAUACAAAUGCUUGACAAAGCUUUGAUGACUACCAUUCUCUAUCAAGUCUUGGACACAUUUCUUACAGCAUCUUCUACAUUUGAGGAACUUUUAAGUGUGACGAGACAGAUCCUGGUAGCAGAUUCCUCUACAAAAAUGGAUCUGAACUUUAUUCAGCCACUAGUUGAGGAUUUCAUAUCUUCCACUGAUAGAAUAACACAAGUGGCAAAUUUUAUCUCAGCUGUGGCAGUUGAUGCAAAGAGUUUGGAGAACGUGGAGAACUCACGAGCAUGCCUUACAAGACUCAGAGCUCGGAUCGCACCUCUUUCACUGGAGCUGGCGGAUAAUUCAAUGCAAACCGUUCAAAAGCUUCACGAGGUUUGUCAGAAAUGGGAGGAGGACACUAGCCAGCUUCAGGAUGCUCUCAGUGAUGUGAUGGAUGUGAGGGAGUUCACCAGUAUUGCUAUUAAUGAGAUGGUCAGUGACCGGCAUGGAUGUGACACAGCGUACAGAGAACAGAGCUACAGACUGUUUAAUGAACAUGCAACAAACCUCAUUUGUCACAUGAAGCUGGUGAGUCAGUCAGUGAGGAGGCACUUGGACAGAAGUGAUAACCCCAUCUACAGGAAUGGCCUCCUGGUGCUGCUGAAACAGGUUCAGUCAUCUCAGACCAAAGUGGGCGAGUCCGUCAGAGACAUGCUUUCAGGUUCCUGUUUAAAUGUGGAGGUAUAUUCCAGCUUUUCAAACAAUGUUUCCACAGUCAUUCAGCAUUUUAAAGUGCUAAGAGAGGGACUGGACGGCCAACAGCAUCCACAGCUGCUGAGCCCGCUGCGAGAGGGGGCACGUCAGCCUGAAAUCUCACAGUUAUGUUUACCAGUGGAAGACACCUGUGAGCUGAACACGGAUCAUAUAAUGAGAGGCUCUGCUUCUCCUGUCUUGGAGCUUAUAGAGAGGCAUUCCCAAGCUGAACAUGAGGAAGAGCGCUCAGAUGAGGAAACCAUAGAAGCAGAGCUGGCUCAUAAAUAUGACAGUGAUGAUUUAAAGAUCCCAGCUGUCUCCGAUGCGCCCAAACUCAUCCAAAAGCCUCUUGAAUUCGACCUUUUACCCCUCUUGUAUGAAGUUGUGACUGUGACUAAAGAGAAAGAUGUGACGGCUCUCAACCAGGCCUGCACUGGUGUUCUGGAGCUGUCAAACUGUUUUGCUCAAGCUACAAAGGAGGCAUUGGCCAUCGUUGAUGUAGUUGACUGUCAAAAGUUGGAAGGUUUUAGAGCAGAGCUGGUGUCACUGACUCCACUGCUCGUCCAGACAGCUCAAGAGAUGGCGAUGAGCUCGGCAAUGAGCACAGAGAGCAUCUACAAACACAGCACACACUUUUCUGACCUUAUUAACAACAUCAGAAAGGUUUUACUGCCAGUAGCUGGAACCUGGUAUCAUGCUGUUUACACUGCGCUGCAAGGAAAUCUGCCGACAAUGGCAGCCACUGUUACACAGCAACUCAAUGAAGUGAUGAGUUUAUGUGCUGACACGGUCCAGCUCUUGACAUCGUCUGACUUAACAUCACGAAGUGACGGUCAAGAAACCUACAGCGGUUUACACAACAAACUGAACAAAGCCCAGAACAACACAAGGUAUCUGGUUGAGUUCUCCGCCUCACUGGAAGAACAGGUGGAUCAACUAGAGGCACUCUCUAUCCUAUGGGGUCUCUCCAUUCAGAUUUUGCUGAAUUCUCUUGAUAAGAUUUUGGGAACAUCAGCUGCAAUGAACCAGUUGAUACCUCAGAAACAGCUGUCAGUGUUGUCUGAGAACUCGCUUCGAAUCCAAGAGGCAGCAAGGAUCACCAGUCUAAAUUGUAGGAGUGCUUACAAAUCCAAACAGCUAACAGGAUACCAGGAUGAACUAAAAACACUGACUGAAGCUUACCUUAAAGCUGCAGAAGAGCUUGACAUAAUGCCAAGUGUGAUGCAACUUGCAAAAUCAGAAUUCUUUCAGAGACAUCUUUUGAUUAAAAUUCGAAUGCUCUCUGGUCAUCUAAGCAAAGCAAAUAAGGAUUAUGACACUGCACUUCAAAAUAUUGUCAACAUUGCUUAUUUUGCAGCUGAACACUUAAGGGAAAACAACACAGAAGAUGAAGAGCAAAAAUUUGAAAACGCAGCACAAACACUUUUUGAAAAUGUAAAAUCUGCAACCAAAAGAGUGGAGGAAUGUUUAAACUAUGUCCAUGACCCACGCGCCCGCUCUAAUCUGAGGUCUAUCAACGACCACUUGUCUUUUCAGAUUUCAGAUGUCAUCAGCAGGGCGAGGCUCAUGGUAGAGACUCAUUACGUUUGUGACACGCUCAGUCUGGAUGUACAGAUACAGUGCUGGUCAGCCAAAGCUCACUAUGUGGUGGAGGAGAUCAGAAGGCAAGAUGGGAUUCACCAAGAGGCUAAAGAGCACAUUAGAGCCGGUCUACAGGGACUAACAACUGAGGGUAUCAAAGAAGUGUUGGCUGCAAUCCCAUCUAAAGUCAAAGUCAAAGUUGAAUUUCCCUCUGACACAGCAAUGACAUCCUGUCAGAAAGACAAUACAGAGAGUGUAUAUGCUCCAGAAACAAGUAUGAACAUGGCAACUGUGGCCAAGUAUGGAACUGCAAACAUGGAAAAAGAUGAUGGUGCCGGUUCUGGUGCAUACCAAGCUUCUUCACUGACCUACACCUCCAUUUUUCUAAAACAAGAAAGUGACAGCUGGGAUCCCAAGGACAACAGAAUUGUGCAGGUGACCAGGAAGAUGGCUGACAAAAUAUUCUACAUGACUCAGUACUUGAAGAAGAAAGGCCCAAUACCAAAUAAAGAGGUAUUUGUCACUGCAGCCAAAGACGUGAUCUCAAACUGCCAGUCAGUGACUCAGUUUAUCAGAGUCAUUGCCAACCACUGCUUGGAUAAACAGUGUACGGUUGAACUGUCCCUCAUUGUUGAGCAGAUUCUCACCAUCACCAACCAGCUCAGCAUCAUCUCCAGUGUUAAUGCUGUAACACCUGGGUGCAAAUCAUCUGAUGAGAUCCUUGUGAAGAACGCACAGAAUCUACUCCAGACAGUCCUGCGUGGGGUCCAUGCUGCGGAGACAGCCUGCAUCACAGGUUUGAAGCAGCCUGAGCCAAACUCAGAUGGAGCAGAGGCUACAGCUCUGUGUUUCCAGUGGAAGAGGAACCUGGAGAUCCAUCGAGCCCAGCAGACCUCUAACCCAGAGACGGAUGAGCUGGGUUUGAGGAAGACCUCAUCUCACCCUGUAGCACCCAGUCUUGCCCCAUCAGUUACUGUACAAGAUGGCUACAAGUGACACAUGAAGUGUCUUGAGAAGUACGUCACCUUAAGACUGAUGGGAUUGUUUUUGCUUUCCAUGUGACAUACUAAUAAUGAUAUGAUGCCCAUAAACCCUUGCAGCACUUCCACAG